This is a messenger RNA of Salvelinus namaycush (lake trout), 1126 nucleotides long. Its product is annotated as B-cell lymphoma/leukemia 10-like. Gene Ontology annotation, cellular component: CBM complex; cytosol. Gene Ontology annotation, molecular function: kinase activator activity; NF-kappaB binding; transcription coactivator activity. The record is from RefSeq and is a predicted model, not a curated record. The transcript has a single exon. Gene Ontology annotation, biological process: canonical NF-kappaB signal transduction; positive regulation of extrinsic apoptotic signaling pathway; apoptotic process. NCBI's taxonomy places the organism in Eukaryota, Metazoa, Chordata, Actinopteri, Salmoniformes, Salmonidae. The coding region runs from base 280 to 960 and encodes 226 amino acids.
CACACACACACACACACACACACACGCCACUCAUUCUCGCCUCAUUGUUUCCUAAUAGGGAACUGAUCUGAGGUAGUUCCCUUUUUCACAAUAUUGGCUUCCAACUCCAACCAGUUCAAUGACUGGCCAGGGUUAGAAAGGGGUUUGCUACAUUAUCUCAGUCAGUUGCUAAUAUUACAAACCCUUAUCUGAAAUUCCAACACUGGGCUACACUGGGCAUUCCAGAGCCUGAGCAGCAGCUUCAGAAAACUAAAGAGCUCACGGGCAAUUGGCUGGAAAAUGGACUCCUGGUGUAUCACUGACGAAGACAUGGCGGAGGUCAAGAAGGAAGCGUUGGAGCAUCUGCGUCCGUACCUCUGUGAGAAGCUAGUGGCCGACCGCCACCUGGACUACCUUCGGUCCAGGAGGGUCCUUACGCGGGACGACGCCGAGGACAUCUGCUGCAGGGUGGGGAACAGCAAGAAGACCGGUAGGAUGCUGGACUACUUAGCCGAGACCCCCAGGGGCCUCGACUACCUCGUGGAGUCCAUACGCCGAGUGAGGACCAAGGACUUUGUCAUCGGGAAGAUCACCAGCGAAGUCGAGGCGGUGAAGAUGGAGAGGAGAGAGGAGGCCAUCUUGUCAGCAGCAGGUAGUUCUUCGCCGGUCUGUAUAUGCAAAGAGAGAACUCCCUUUGUGUCGUUUCAGAGUGACAGUACUGGAUACAAAGGCAGUAGUGAAGCACAGUCCAUCCAAACCUCUCUGUCCAACUCCGAAGACAAGUGGGGUCAAAAUGAAGCAUCCUUUUCCUGGAGUACCCUUCCUGAAGGAGUUAGUGUGUCUUCUCUACCCAGUCUCCCGAAACCAGGAGAGCAGGGCGCCCCUUCAGUACCCCUUGAGGACUCCGAGCCCGGGACCUUAGAAUCUGAGAGCAGUGACCAGUUUCACACCCUCCGUUCCUUUUCAACCCCCUCUCUGUGAUGGAGUAAUACAGAAUGGUUGGAUUAUAUGGGGACAGUAAAGGGUUAGGUUUUAUUGUUUCAUAACUGUACAUGUCAUCGUUAUCAAAUGUUUUAUUUUCCAUAUCAUAAAAGCCUACAGUGGAUCCAUGAGACGUGGUUUCUAACAUGUUUGUUCUAGCAAUAAA